Molecule: messenger RNA, 1854 nt
Organism: Lodderomyces theae
Lineage: Eukaryota; Fungi; Ascomycota; Pichiomycetes; Serinales; Debaryomycetaceae
Product: DNA topoisomerase 3
Exons: 1
Coding region: 1-1854 (617 amino acids)
Biological process (GO): DNA topological change
Cellular component (GO): nucleus
Molecular function (GO): DNA binding; DNA topoisomerase type I (single strand cut, ATP-independent) activity
Source: RefSeq, a predicted model, not a curated record
AUGAAGAUCCUAUGCGUGGCAGAAAAACCAUCAAUUGCGAAAGAAGUGGCCAACAUUUUGGGUGGAGGACGAGUACUGGUUCGAAACUCAAAGAACAAAUACAUCAAAAACUACGACUUUAAAUUUGCAUUCCCAGACCGUGGUCUUUGCGACGUGACAAUGACUUCCGUUGUUGGCCAUAUAACCAAUCUCGAUUUCCCACCUCAGUAUCAAUGGGGUAAAUGUGCUGCCGAGAGACUUUUCACUGCCGAGAUCAUUACGAAAGUAACAAAACAAGACGUGUUUGAUAAUAUCGCAACGGAAGCUAGGACUUCAGACAAGUUGAUGAUAUGGACAGAUUGUGAUCGCGAAGGGGAAUUCAUCGGUCAAGAGAUCUUUGAUGCUGCAAGGAAGGGAAAUAAUCGGAUUCUUCUUAGUGAUGUUUGGAGGAGCAAGUUUUCUCAUCUUGAACGAAAUCACAUUCUUCGUGCAGCCAAAUCCCCCAUUGCAUUAGACACAAGAGCAGCAUCGGCAGUUGCUUGCCGCAUGGAACUUGAUUUCAGAGUUGGCACAAGCUUCACGCGGCUCUUGACGGAUAGUUUAAAAUCUAGCAGCAUCAUUGAUAAAAAGGAGAUUGCUUCUUAUGGUACAUGCCAAUUCCCUACCCUUGGUUUUGUGGUGGAUAGAUACAAGAGAGUUAAAAGUUUCAAGCUGGAACCAUUCUGGUACAUUGAGCCGGUACUACGAAAGGAAAAUAAGAGAACGGUAUUCAAUUGGGUGAAAGGGCGCCUAUUUGAUAGACUCUACGUUCUACUAAUGUAUGAACGAUGUCUCAAACAUGAACACGGUGAAGUCACUGACUUGAAAACAAACCCCACUACCAACUAUCGUCCGUUGCCCCUAACAACUGUCGAACUACAAAAGGAUUGCGCAAGAUUCUUCAAAAUGUCAGCAAAAGCAACUCUUGAGGCGGCUGAGAAAUUGUAUAAUCGAGGGUUCGUAUCAUAUCCAAGGACGGAGACUGACAAGUACCCCCCUACAAUGGAUUUCAAAGGUUUAUUUGAAAAACAAAAACAAGAUCCUCGUUGGGGGACGUAUAGUGAAACCUUAUUAAAGAAUGGCCACGAACAACCAAGGAACGGAUCGCAUGAUGAUCACGCGCAUCCAGCAAUCCACCCCGUCAAUUACGUAUCGAUUGAUUCGUUGGCACUGGCCAACGAAAAGAAGGUUUAUGAGUACGUGGUGCGGCGAUUUUUGGCAUGUUGUUCAAAAGAUGCCAAAGGUAUGUUGACACUGGCAACGUUGAAAUGUGGUGAAGAGUUUUUCACCGCUAGUGGACUCAUGGUUACCGAGAGAAACUAUCUAGACAUAUACACUUAUAAAAAAUGGGAGAGUUCGAAACUGUUGCCAAAUUUCCAAAUGGGUGAAAAAGUGAAGGUAUCCAGUGGGUUGAUGCAGGAAGGCAAAACUAGUCCACCGCAGUUGAUGACUGAGCCGGAAUUGAUUGCUUUGAUGGAUGCAAAUGGUAUCGGAACGGAUGCAACUAUUGCAGAGCACAUUGACAAGAUCUUGUCGCGAAAGUACGUUACCAAGGUGAAAAAGGGUAAAGUUGAUUAUAUCGAGCCCUCGCCAUUAGGCAUUGGCCUUAUUGAGGGCUUUGAAAAGAUGGAAUUUAAUGGGAUUUCGCUCUCAAAACCAUUCUUAAGAAAAGCCUUGGAAAAUUUGUUACAGGAUAUUUGCAAUGGAUCUAAGACGAAGCCUCAAGUGGUUGAAGAGAUGAAAAAAGUGUAUCAUGAUGCAUAUGGUGUAUGCUCUCAAAAGGUUUCCCUUUUGAUCAGUGAAUGUAGAGCAGCCACUCGAUCAAAUACAAUGUGA